This is a messenger RNA of Onychostruthus taczanowskii (white-rumped snowfinch), 781 nucleotides long. It is a transcript of the gene CUNH2orf68, whose product is annotated as chromosome unknown C2orf68 homolog. The coding region runs from base 109 to 747 and encodes 212 amino acids. NCBI's taxonomy places the organism in Eukaryota, Metazoa, Chordata, Aves, Passeriformes, Passeridae. The transcript is spliced from 3 exons. The record is from RefSeq and is a predicted model, not a curated record.
AGGUGCUACCGCGCCUGCGCGCUGCGGCGCUCCCUGCCGGCGCGCGGCGGCACCGGGGCUCUUAAAGGCGCCGCGCCCCCGGUACCGACCGCGGCCGCCGGUACCGGGAUGGAGGCGGCGGCCACAACGGCGGCUCCCGGCUGGCGCUGCCGGCCGGGGGGACGGCUGGACAUGAGCCACGGCUUCGUGCGGCACAUCCGCCGCAACCAGCUCGCCAGGGACGCGUACGACCGCGCGGUGCGGCAGGCGCGGGGCCGAGCGCGGACGCGGCUGAUCCCGGGCCCGGCGCGGCCCCGGCGGCCCGACCAGCAGGUGUACCGACCGCACCGGGGCGGCGGUGAGCGGGAACGGGGGGGAACCGGGGGGAUCAGCAGGGGAGGACAGGGAGAGUGCCCUGGGGGGGUCCCUGGGGACAGUGGGGGUGACAUGGAGAAGUGGGCUCCCCCCUGGGUGCGCUCCUGGGGCAGUGGGCUCCCCCCUGGGUGCGCUCCUGGGGCAGUGGGCUCCCCUGGGUGGGCUCCUGGGGCAGUGGACUCCCCUGGGUGGGCUCCUGGGGUGGUGGGCUCCCCCCGGGUGGGCUCCCCGGAGCCGCGGCGGGCAGGGCGGGUGACACGGCUGUCGCAGGGGGACAGCGCCGAGGAGGUGACACGCCGGGUGUGCGCCCGGAGCCCGCUGGAGCCGCCGCUGCGCCGGGCGCUGUGCCAGCGCGUGCAGGACGAGCUCAGCAAGCGCCGGGGCACCGGGUGACACCGCCACCGCCCCCGGACACGGCCACCCCCCU